AUGGGUUCCGAUUUACCAUUCAAACUGAAUAUGUUGAAAAGAUGGAAAUUCUUCUUGAAAGGCAAAGACAAGUUUGCGAGUUCGCGAAAACAAGGAAGACGACAAAGCAUGGAUGGCAAAGAAGAGUGUAUCAGAAAUGACACUGUUAUGUUUCACGCUCUUAUCUCAAGAAGAACUGGACGAAGAAGCAGUUUUGAUAGCUCGGAAAUCAGUUCAGCGACAAGUAAUCUCAACUCCUGUCUCCGCUUUCAAGAAAGACUUGUUCGACGGCAACUUUCUUUGACAUCGGGGGCAGUAGAGAAGGAGCUGUUUUAUACAAGGCGGAUUGAUUUUACCAGUCGUGAGUUGACACUUGGGACACACUUUGAUCUCUUCAUAGAGGAAAAUACACAAGAAAAUUCCGAUCGCUUUCCAUGUAAGCUGGUCACGAACAACGCAAUGAUCACUGAUUCGGACACUAGAAUCGUUGAUGGACUUCUAACGACAACUUUGUGUUCGACAGAAUUGUAA
This is a messenger RNA of Porites evermanni, 510 nucleotides long. NCBI's taxonomy places the organism in Eukaryota, Metazoa, Cnidaria, Anthozoa, Scleractinia, Poritidae. The record is from the annotation of a GenBank genome assembly.